CGGUUAUGGUCUCGCUGAAAAUUGACGCUGCAAUGGUUUGCGCUCCGGCUUGAAUGCGCCUGUGCAGAGGAGUCGACCUGCCACCAGAGUGAAUUAUUACUUGUAAAAAGAGUCAAACUAAUCUCUAUACAUGAACUAGCGAAACUGUGCGUCGGCUGCAAUGGACUGCACGAUUAAGGAAGCACUGUCCGUAGUGAGCGAGGACCAGUCCAUUUUCGAGCCAGCGUACGGGCCACCACCCUCCAUGCACAUGAAGGCGGAGAUGACGUCUCCAAGGGUGUUUAGCCAGAGCUCUAAGGAGAGCCCUGAGCCCACAGAACCAGAGUGGAACCCUGGGAAGCGGGAGGGAGAGCAAAUCAAUGGGUCCAGCCGGGAGUCCCCUGUUGACUGCAGCGUGUCUAAGAGGUCCCGGCACAUGAGCAAUAGCGAGGCCAGCCAGAUGGCCUACCAGUCCUCGUACCCGGAGCAGCGCACCAGCCCACAGAGCAAUGUGCCACCCAACAGCAAUGCCGAUGAGAAGAGGGUCAUCGUGCCAGCAGACCCUGAGGUGUGGUUGCAGGACCAUGUGAGACAGUGGCUGGAGUGGGCUAUCAAGGAGUACUGCCUGGUGGACGUGGAUGUGUCACUCUUCCAGUCUGUGGACGGAAAGGCGCUCUGUAAGAUGACCAAGGAGGACUUGAUGCGACUCACCUCUGAGUUCAAUACCGACAUCCUGCUCUCGCACCUCAACUACCUCCGUGAGAGUAGCCCCACCUUCUCUUGCACCACCGCAGCGACUAACACACAGCAGCAGCCCCGACUACAGGUCAAAGCAGAGAACAACUUUGAGGAGAUCAGCAGGAGAAGCAGCUGGUCAGCUACACCUUUGCCAAGUGUACCGAAAGGUUCUCCUAUAGAACACCAGCACAACACCAGAGUGACAGAACCGCCUCCUCGACAUGUGCCAGAUCCUUACCAAGCACUAGGACCCAUCAGCAGUCGCUUAGCUAACCCAGAAUCCCCAGCUCUGCACACCAAGAGCCGAGCAACCAAACACAAUUCACACAAGCUGUCUGACACUGGCACACACAGGAUUGUGGGCUCCGGGCAGAUUCAGCUGUGGCAGUUUCUCCUGGAACUUUUGUCAGACAGUGCCAAUGCCCCCAUCAUCACCUGGGAAGGCUCCAAUGGUGAGUUCAAGAUGACAGACCCAGAUGAGGUGGCCAAGCGCUGGGGUGAGCGCAAGAGCAAGCCCAACAUGAAUUAUGACAAGUUGAGUCGUGCACUUCGCUACUAUUAUGACAAGAACAUCAUGACCAAGGUGCACGGCAAGCGCUACGCCUACAAGUUUGAUUUCCAGGGAAUCUCUCAAGCGCACCACAACCAUGCCAACGAGAGCGGGGUCCUCAAGUACCAAGCAGAUGUGCCCUACAUGCAGCCCUACCACAGCCAUCAGCCGAAAAUGAACUUUAUGAGCACUCACCCCUCCCCACUGCCAGUCACCACCGGGAACUUUUUUGGGCCUUCCUCCACAUACUGGAACGCAGCAUCCAGUCCUCUGUACCCCACGUCUGCCAUGCCCCGGCACCCAGGAAGCCACUCGCACUUGGGCUCGUACUACUGAGGUUACCUGGACCAGCAGCUGGUCUCAGUGUUGACCUUGUCUCUCCACCACCUCUGAUUUAUUUCCUGCCAUUUCCUGUUACUGAAUACUUUCUGGGGUGGGAUGUAGCCAACCAUACUGGUUUUUCAGUGGUUGCUCUACCUGAGGAGGUGGCAUAGUAACCGGCUGGUGCCCAGUGCUGAGACUCUGCUGUGUCGAGAUGGACUUGUGGGCAACAAGCAUUUUCUCAGAAUGAGUAGCAGGUCAGGCAGACAAUUGUAUUUAGUUUUAACAUAAAUGUAUUUUGUUUUGAUGUAUUUCAAACAAAACUUUCCUUGCAAGUGAUGUUUGAAGCAUGUCCUCUCGCCACAUUGUGUGAUUUCACUCUCAAGAGCCUUUCUGACCGGCAUUACAAGGGAUGGAGGUGAAUGUUUGUGAACGAUUUGUUUGUCACUCUUUGUGAGCCAUGUCAAGUUUGGACUGCGGAAGUGACCGAGUCCUGUACAGUGUUGAAAUUUUCAGUGCACAAGCAGUCAUCCUUUCCCGAAUCUUUGGAAGGUUCGAAUGAGAUCAGGUUAAUCCCUGCUAGUAACAAGUGUAACAUGUUAAGACCUGGAUCAGAACAGGAAAAGAUAGCUAUGUAUAAAUAUGCAUUGAGUAGGAAAAUGUACGUAUUAAGGAAAUAAACUUUUUUUUGGAAAGUAAAGUAAAAAUCUUAAACUGUAAACAUUUAAAAUAACAAUGUAAUAAAAAAAUAUAAUGGGGGUUUAUGAAGAUUUUAAACAUCUAUUGACAUCUGAGAGACCCUGGGAAUGAAUGUACCUUUAAGGUACCACAACUCAACAUGUUGGAGCUUUGUCAUAUCCAAGUGAUUUCUACAAUGUAGCAUAUUCCUACCGUUUGACAGUACUGCUUGUAUAUUUUGCAGCCAGUAUUUGUUUUCUCGUUUCAUUCAUGCUGUGCCACUAAUUAGUUUAUAUUUAAUAAAAUGUAU
Scleropages formosus (Asian bonytongue) is the source of this 2576-nucleotide messenger RNA. It is a transcript of the gene fli1rs, whose product is annotated as Fli-1 proto-oncogene, ETS transcription factor-related sequence. The coding region runs from base 161 to 1603 and encodes 480 amino acids. Gene Ontology annotation, cellular component: nucleus. Gene Ontology annotation, molecular function: DNA-binding transcription factor activity, RNA polymerase II-specific; sequence-specific DNA binding. Gene Ontology annotation, biological process: cell differentiation; regulation of transcription by RNA polymerase II. The transcript is spliced from 10 exons. The record is from RefSeq and is a predicted model, not a curated record. Lineage: Eukaryota; Metazoa; Chordata; Actinopteri; Osteoglossiformes; Osteoglossidae.